This is a messenger RNA of Microcebus murinus (gray mouse lemur), 5145 nucleotides long. The record is from RefSeq and is a predicted model, not a curated record. Lineage: Eukaryota; Metazoa; Chordata; Mammalia; Primates; Cheirogaleidae.
CUAAUGAGCUGAACUGUUAUGGAUUCACUGGUAUGUAGUUAGAUUUUGAUAGCUAUUUAAUAGAAUAUUUAUACAUUUUAGUAUUCUGGAUUCAGUAAAUUUUUAAAAUCUUGAAGACUUUGUAGGCAGGUCCUGGCUCUAUUGCCUGUGGGUUGUGGGUAGGGCAAGGGUGUGGGAGAGGGAGCACCCAAGAGGUUAACCCUCCAUAGGAUCAGCCUUUCCCAACGUCACCUGCCCUAACAUGAAGUCACCCCAUGCACACCUGUAGGUCUCCCUCUACUCAAAGUGCCAAGCGUCCUCCAUUCCUUUUUUGGGAUAUCUGCUCCUUGUGCAGAGAUUGGUUUUGUCCUAGGAGCUACCUCCUCCACCCGUCUGCAGUGUGUCCCACGCCUCAGUCAUUCUAUCUACAGUAACCCCUGAGACAAAGCUGGCCUCUGACUGGGCUGUCAGGUAAAUGGUGAUGUCCGAACACCUUGAGUCCCCCAGCAUCACUGAGGCCUGGGCCACCAGGCAGCUCUUCUUUAGGUCAUUCACUGUCACUAACAGAUAGGCUAGAUCCCUCCUCCUAGUGUCCAGGAAAACACACACACACACACACACACACACACACACACACACACACAUUUCAUUCUUAAUAUAGUGCAGUUGAACGUCAUAAAGAAAAAGAGAUAUGUUUUCUAACACCUUAACUUGCAAGGCAUCAUUCUGGUGAUGGUAUGUAUGGAGCCUUUAGUCCUUUCCUUCAUCUCCUGCCUCCAACCUGCGUCCCUGUGGCCUUCAGGGAAUAAGAAUAGCAGCCACACAUGAGCCAUAUGAUUUUCAGAGCAAGACUCUGUUUAGAAGGGCCCAGACCAAGGUCCUCAGCAGAGUGGAGGUCCAGCACCUCUUCCUCCCCCUACUUCUGAAUGCUUGAGUCUGCAAUUCUCCCUCCAGAUGGCCGGUCCUUGGAAGGGAUUCUGCCUAGCACCCACCUGCUCCAGAGAGGUGGACCUGCACUGUGCCCCCUUUGUAACGUUCCUGGGGUCUUAUUGCUAUCUAGAUAGACAAGAGGCACUAUGCUGCCACGUUCCUGACUCUGAUCAUUGUAACUGGGAAACCCUAUUGGCAAUCUCCUUGGGGAGGAGUCCCUGGACGCUGCUGCCAGCUUGGACCUGAGCCAAGUCUUUGCGUGCCUUGAACAAUGAAUUUGCACCCUGGCUGUGUUCCUGGGGCCAGCCCUGCUUGGGGUUGGGGUGGCCCCAUUAAUCCUGUUUCUCAGGCUGCUUGUCCUUUCCCAGGCCCCAGCAUGUCUCCAGUGCCAAAGGUGUGCCAUAGGACAGGGCCUCCUGUGCCAGUCCAGGUGUGCGUGACUAGCUCUGGGCAAGUCUGUUCCAGUAAUUCAAGGAGCCACUUCUUUUAAGGACAGCCUAGUUUCCACUUCCAUAAUCCUCUGUGCCAUCUCUCAACAGUGUGAUUGAGUAGGCAGGACCAACGUGACCCUCCGUCCCUGGGUCUCAGUUGAGAAACCUGAAGCUUAGGUGACGGGCCACUCCCCUGGCUGAUGGGUGGCCACUAUCUGAAGCAGUGGCUAGUGGCCUUUCGGGCUCCUGCUCUGGGGCUCUCACCACGUGGUGGCUGGACUUACACUUCUCAAUCAUACGUUCCUAAAGGCAAAUAGCAGAUUACAUGUUUUGAUAUUGUAAUACGCAAUAAGAAACAUAUGUCAGUUUGUGUUCCCAUUUUCUGGCCAGAGUUCCUAAACUCUUUGUAAUUUCCUAAGUGAGCAGAGUGAUAAAGGUGAACAGAGCAUCUUUUGUUAUGGAACUCAGGUGUGAUACAGCCAUUUCACCUGAGUUCGUGUAAGGAGGCGAAAAGCGCCUAAGGAUGGGGCUGGAGGCCAGGACAACCAACCUUGUGAUUAGAGACAGGGGAGGACAGAGGGACUGAAAGUUGAUGUGAUCACUAACAAAUCAUGCCUACGAUGUAACAAAGCCUACAUAAAAACCCAAAGUGACACGUGACAACCUAAAAUAACUGACAGAGGCAAAGAUCUCAAUCAAUGGAGGUUUAUUAAGCCGAACUCUGAGGAUGCGCCCAGGAAAAACAGAAGCUGCCGAUGCAUUUGUGACUGUCAUGUUUCCAAGAGGGAUUUGGGCACUCAGUAUUUCAGGGGAGAGGAAUACAGAAAGUAUUCCUCUUUCUGGGAAAGAGGGACAGUGAGGCAAAUGGCUACGUUCUUGUGAGGCCCAGGACAUUUACAUUUUAUAAAAAACAAGGUGAAUAUUCAAAGAGGAAAAGGGAGUACAGGAAGAGUCAGUCUAUUAUGCAGAUAUUCCUGGGUAGGUGCAAGAGCACUCGAUCAUACCUUGUCUCUCUUCUGCACCUGGGAAGAUAAGCUUCCUAUCAGCACUAGCAGUGUGGGAUUGAAGAAGCUUUAGUUUUAGGCCCUAGAGUUAGACUGCAGAACUGAAGCUGUGAUUGGCAUGUCCUUGUUUAUGGGAGGCCAACAAGGAAUUUCCUUCUGAAUCACCUGUGGAAGCAGUUCUCUGCGAGUGCCUGAGUCCUUGUCCCUUGCUAUGGGAUCUGGCUGACGCUUAGUGUUGGUGACAGCUAUUCAUUCAGAGGGGGUCUCCUUGCAUGACUCAGCCUCCAGGCUUGACCUUCCCUUUUGCAUGAGGAGUUGUGGGGGUGGUCCUGAGAUGUUCGUUUUCCUUUCCAUGGACUUUGUAGAGUUUCCAGGUUGCUGAAGGCAUGGAGAGUGGUGUCCAGGAGAGGGCAUGGGAGCUCUGUCCUCGUGUCCCCAUAUCUUGCCAUCCGUGCUUCUCCCUCUGGCUGCUCAUCUGUAUCCUCUGUAAUAGCCUUUGUCAUAAACCAGUCACCUAGCAAAUAAACUGUUUUCUUUGGUUCCGUGAGCCAUUCCAGCUACGGCUCAAACCCUAGAGGGAGAUGUGGGAACCUUUGAUUUGCAGCCCAGUGAGACAGAAGUGGGUGUAACCUCGGGACCUGCUACUUGGGAUUGGUGUCUGAUGUGGGAGCAGUCUUGGGUGGGACUGAGCCCUGAACCCGCGGGGUCUGGCCUAACUCUGGUUACUGACAGACUGAACUGAUUUGUAGGACAGCCAGCUGGUGUUAAGGAAUGGGUCAAUGUGGAAGAAAAUCCCCACACAUCAUGGAUAUCACCCAUUAUGAGGAAUCCAGAAAGUUCACAGUAGAGGACUGACAGCAAGUCCUCAGGGGGCUCUCUAAGUUGUCCUCAAAGUGUUGCUGUGACUCUUUGGAGUGUGAGAGACAGACUGUUGGAGAUGAAGAGAAAAAUCUACCAGGUCAAAAACUUUAUAAGGCACAGGGUUGUUCUAGGUUAGCUGUGUGCUUAAAGCUGGUUAAAUAUUAAUUUAGGCUUUUUCAUAAUAAAGGGUAAGAUUCAGAGCCAGGGUGAGAUCUAUGAAGAGCACUACUAGCUUCUUGGUGGGUAGACAGUACUGUUUUCACCUUGCCUCCUUCCAGAAUGGCCUCUCUUCAACUUCAUCCUGCAUUUCAGAGAGUUGCUGUGGGAGUUUUCUUCUUAGCACUUUGGGGAAUGGUUGUAGGUGACAAAGUGCUGAUGGUCCCUCUGGACGGAAGCCACUGGCUUAGUGUAAAGGAUGUAGCUGAGAGUCUCAGUGCCAGGGGGCAUGAGAUUGUGGUCUUGGCACCAGAAGUCAAUUUGCUUUUUAAAGAAUCCAAAUACUAUUUGAGGAGACUCUAUCCAGUGCCUUACGAUGAAGAGGAGCUCAAGAACCGUUUUCGUUCCUUCGGAAACAGUAUGUUUGCUGAGAGAUCAUACUUGAUGACUCCUCUGGUGGAGUACAGGAAUGUCAUGUUUGUCAUUGACAUGUGGUUCAUCAACUGCCAGAGCCUCCUGAAGGACCAUGCCACCCUGAACUUCCUCAAGGAGAGCAAGUUCGAUGUUCUUUUCACAGACCCGGCCUUACCCUGUGGCGUGAUCCUGGCCGAGUACCUGGGCCUACCCUCCGUGUACUUCUUCAGGGGCUUCCCAUGUUCCCUGGAGCACGUGUUCAGUAGAACUCCAAGCCCUGUGUCCUAUAUACCCAGGUGCUACACAAGCUUUUCCGACCAGAUGACUUUUCCCCAACGGAUGAUCAACUUCCUUGUUCAUUUGUUGGAGCCUGCUCUAUUUUAUUGUCUGUAUUCAAAGUAUGAAGAGCUCGCAUCAGACGUCCUCAAGAGAGAUGUGCACUUACCCGCCUUAUAUCAGAAGGGCUCUAUCUGGCUGUUAAGAUACGACUUUGUGUUUGAUUACCCCAGGCCAGUCAUGCCCAACAUGGUCUUCAUUGGAGGCAUCAACUGCAAAAACAGGAGGGACCUGCCUCAGGGUUUUCAAGCUUACAUAAAGGCUUCUGGAGAACAUGGAAUUGUGGUUUUCUCUUUGGGAUCAAUGGUCUCAGAGAUUCCAGAGAAGAAAGCUAUGGAUAUUGUGAUCGCUUUCGGCCAUAUACCUCAGCUCGCGUACACGAAGAUUCUCCCGUCACACCUGAACUCAUCACGACUCCUGAACCGCUGGCACCCCUCCCUAUUUUGCAUCUCAGGUCACCCGAAGACUCGUGCCUUUAUCACCCAUUCUGGCUCCCACGGUAUUUAUGAAGGAAUCUGCAAUGGCGUGCCCAUGGUGAUGAUGCCCUUGUUCGGUGAUCAGAUGGACAAUGCGAAGCGCAUGGAGACUAGGGGCGCUGGAGUGACCCUGAAUGUCCUUGAAAUGACUUCUGCAGAUUUAGAAAAUGCCCUAAAAACAGUCAUCAAUGACAAAAGCUACAAGGAGAACAUCAUGCGCCUCUCCAGCCUCCACAAGGACCGCCCCGUCGAGCCUCUGGACCUGGCCGUGUUCUGGGUGGAGUUCGUGAUGAGGCACAAGGGGGCGCCACACCUGCGCCCCGCAGCCCACGACCUCACCUGGUACCAGUACCACUCCUUGGACGUGAUUGGCUUCCUCCUGGCGGUGGUGGUGACUGCGGCCUUUGUCACCUUUAAAUGUUGUGCCUGCGGUUUCCGGAAGUGCUUUGGAAAACAAGGGCACGUUAAGAAAGCCCACAAAUCCAAGGCACAGUGAGAAGUGGGUGGGAAGUAAGGUGAAAUUUUGAUCCGUUCUCUGGUCAAUUCCAAACUUGAAAA